AUGCAGAAGCUGCUGGCAUCUCAACCACACAUCGAAAAGGUUAGGAACACUCUGGCGAAUGAUGGCAUUCAAUGGGUAUUCAUUCCACCACAUGCUCCUCAUUGGGGAGGAAAAUGGGAAUCUGCAGUCAGAAGCGUAAAGCUGCAUAGUCGCCGAGUCAUUGGGAAAUCUACUCUCACCUACGAGCAGAUGCGAACUCUACUUGCACAAGUCAGUGCAGUCGUCAACUCACGACCCUUGUGCUACAACUCGGACACAGAUGUCAAUUAUUUGUCGCCAGCACAUUUCUUGAUCGGCAGGCCUUUCACAACCAUACCAGAGGCAGACUUAGGCCACAUCCCCGUGGGCCGACUUGGGUACUGGCAAAGUAUCCAAUCUAUGAUGCAAGGCUUCUGGAAGCAAUGGCACCAGGAGUAUCUUACCACAUUGCAACAGCGUCCAAAGUGGACCACUACAACACCAAAUAUAGCAGUCGGAGAUGUGGUGCUUGUAAAGGAAUCGAACACCCCACCAGCUCACUGGCAUCUGGCGCUGGUUCUCGAAGCCUACCCAGGCAAGGAUCAAUUGGUUCGAGCGGUCAGACUCAAGACCUCUUCGGGAGAAUUAACUCGGCCAAUCACAAAGGUUGCGGUAUUGCCCCGUUCAGAAACUGUGUUUCAGGGCGGGCCGGGAUGUUCAUGA
This is a messenger RNA of Drosophila willistoni, 681 nucleotides long. RefSeq lists its product as uncharacterized. Gene Ontology annotation, molecular function: nucleic acid binding. Lineage: Eukaryota; Metazoa; Arthropoda; Insecta; Diptera; Drosophilidae. The coding region runs from base 1 to 681 and encodes 226 amino acids. The record is from RefSeq and is a predicted model, not a curated record. The transcript has a single exon.